Molecule: messenger RNA, 1741 nt
Organism: Egretta garzetta (little egret)
Lineage: Eukaryota; Metazoa; Chordata; Aves; Pelecaniformes; Ardeidae
Gene: GINM1
Product: glycoprotein integral membrane 1
Exons: 8
Coding region: 29-961 (310 amino acids)
Source: RefSeq, a predicted model, not a curated record
UUGUUGGCUGCAAGAAACCUCUGUGUGGAUGGAUUAUUUCACAACAGAAGAAAGUAAUCUUCACUACAUCAACCAUUUGAGUAGAUAUGCAGAAACCAUCAGAGUCAAUGUUACGAUGUUGAAGACCAAUGGAGAAUUUCACAAAGGACAGGUUGUUUUUAAUAUCACCUAUGUUAAUGGACAGGUAUAUCUAAAUGAUUUUCCCAUGAAAAGCGGGGUUGCCCACAUAAGAUGUCAAACAGUAGUAUUGGAGGAAGGAAACUUGGAUAACUUGCCAGAUCAGCAGCGCCUGGGAACCGUCCGUGUUCGCAUCAUGGUUCACGAGUGGCCUUUGGCAUCCAGUUCCGAUUUGCAGCUGAUUGUCAUUCAGGAACAAGUGACAGAAAUUGAUGGAAAACAGGUUCAGCGGGAAGAAGUAACAGAAAUAGAUAUUUUAGUAAAGGACCUGAGUGUACUUAGACAUUCAAACUACACUGUCCCUUUGAAAGAGAGCAUGCUGUAUUCCAUCCCAAGGGACAAUGACGUGUUAUUUACACUUCCCAACCUCUCAGGAAAAGACAUUCAAGAUCCACUGCAAACUACCAGUCAGUACCUCAUCCGGCAAGUAGAAACUACAGUAGAUGAAGAGACAUUACCUGGCAAGUUACCAGAGACCCCUCUUAGGACAGAGCCUCCAUCUUCUUACAAGGUGAUGUGCCAGUGGGUGGAAGACUUGAGAAAAGGGUUGUGCAGAUUCUGGUUUCAAUCUUUACCCAUCUUCUUUAGUUUGAUGGAAGUCAUUGUAGUUGGAGUUGUUGGAGCAGCUCUUAUUCUCAAAGUCUUAAAGGUGAUUUUCCCUUCCUGUGAAAACAAAGGCAUCCUUCUUCUGGAUCAAGUCAGCUUUGUACCUGUGAUUACCAUCAGCUUGCCUUCAGAUCUUCCAGACAGGAAAAAUAAUUUAGAUGAGAAAGCAUGCACUUAAUGCUGUGUUUGCCUGGGAGUUACUGUUUUUUAAAAACCAAAUUUUUAGUUGAUCUGAAAUUUGGCACUUGAACUUAAUACUUUGUUUCCUACUAAGAAAACUAAAAGUCAGUUGAUUAAUUGGUAAAGGGACACUCCCGCUGAGGCCCAAAACUGACUUCCCUGUGCCUCUCUGUAAACACGCAGCCUUUUCAGGAGCUUCAAAAUAAAACAGCUUUCCACCCUGAGGGCUACCAUUGGUUUUAACUUCUGUGAAGUCACUUUUCCACACCUCAGACAGGAUGCUGUCUGCCUUCGCGCCCAUAGGUAAACCAGCCCAGCUAUCCUGAAUAGCAAGAUGAUGAAAUUCAGGGUGCCCCGAAGUCUCCAGAUAGCAUUCCUCAGCAAAGGACAAAGGAGUAUCACAAACAUUCUCCGUGCCUGCAAGCCUAAACAAAGCUGCCCAACCUGGUUUUGGGUCUGUUAGGGUUGAGCGUGCCUUGCAAGGAAAAUACCACUACCAAACAUUCAUGUUACUCAAGUAAUUUGACGUUUCAUAUAUGCAAAACAAAAACUUAAAAGGCAGAUUUGUAUUUCAAGGACUUUACACUUUUAUGGCCCCUUCCACUCAUAAAAAGCAUCAGCACUUGUAAGCGAUGUGCUUUUUGUAUCUGUGACAGCAGUGCUAUGUGAAGUCUCAAAGUUAAAAAGAAAAUUCAACAGAAGUACUGGCUUACUACUGCUAAGUAGGCCUGGUCUGCCCAUGCUGAUUUGUACUGCUCACAUUUUUCAAAUAAACAUU